Plasmodium relictum is the source of this 483-nucleotide messenger RNA. Its product is annotated as conserved Plasmodium protein, unknown function. The transcript has a single exon. The record is from RefSeq and is a predicted model, not a curated record. The coding region runs from base 1 to 483 and encodes 160 amino acids. NCBI's taxonomy places the organism in Eukaryota, Apicomplexa, Aconoidasida, Haemosporida, Plasmodiidae.
AUGAAGAUUUCUCUAAGUUUCUUAGCUGCUUUGUGCAUGAUAUUUUUUUUUGCCAUAUCUGUUAAUGUUGUAUCAAGUAGAAACCAUGGAAGCAAUCAAAAUUUUAAUGAAACAGAAAAUGCAGCUAGAGCAAUUAGAAAGUUAUUAAAUGGUGAAAUAGACUCUAUCAAGUUAGAAAAUGGAGAUGAACUAAAAAUAGAAUCCAAUGAUGAAAACUAUAAAGAUAAUGAAAGAUAUAACAAUUACUCAUUUAUAAAUAAUUAUACAAUAGAAAAUGACAAAAAGGAUUUAUUAAGAAAAAAAGAUCAAAGCAAAAAUAUAGAAGGCAACAUAACAGAAGAUAAAGAAGAUUUUUUUAUUUUAGAUAAUCAAAGUAUUGAAAAUAUAGCAAGGUCUUUUGCCUUGGAAAAUAAAUUCGAUGAAUCUGAAUCUGCAUUAUUUGAGCAAAGUCUUAAAAAUAUUAUUAAAUCAUUAAAUAACUGA